Corticium candelabrum is the source of this 1890-nucleotide messenger RNA. Its product is annotated as inosine-5'-monophosphate dehydrogenase 2-like. The transcript has 17 exons. Gene Ontology annotation, biological process: GTP biosynthetic process. The coding region runs from base 129 to 1667 and encodes 512 amino acids. Gene Ontology annotation, molecular function: IMP dehydrogenase activity. The record is from RefSeq and is a predicted model, not a curated record. Gene Ontology annotation, cellular component: cytoplasm. Lineage: Eukaryota; Metazoa; Porifera; Homoscleromorpha; Homosclerophorida; Plakinidae.
UAUGCUUUCUUUUUUUGCUAAUUUUAUGUGGGACGGAGUCAGCGUUCACCGCUGUUUGUAGUGACAACCUCUUAUUCUUCAGUGUAUCCUACGUGUAAUGUGCUUUCUGGUUUAGGUUCUAGUGUGCUAUGGCCGAGCAUCUCAUCGCCGGAUCGAAAUACACGCCAGAGGACGGACUAACAGGAGCGCAACUUGUAACGUCGGGUAGCGGACUGACGUACAAUGACUUCAUUCUACUCCCAGGAUUUAUCAAUUUUACAACUGAUGAAGUGGAUUUGUCAUCUCCAUUGACAAAGCAUAUUUCAUUGAAAACUCCAUUUGUGAGUUCUCCAAUGGACACUGUUACAGAGGCAAACAUGGCAAUUGCUAUGGCAUUGAUGGGUGGUAUUGGUAUCUUACAUCACAACUGUCCUCCUGAAUUUCAAGCAUCUCAAGCUCGUAGUGUCAAGAAGUACAAACAAGGGUUCAUUGUGGAUCCUGUUGUGCUUUCCCCUAAUAAGACAGUGUCAGAUGUCUAUAGAAUUAAACAAGAGCGUGGAUUCUGCGGUAUUCCUGUGACUGAUACUGGUGAUGUCAAUGGCAAACUACUGGGUCUAAUUGCAGCUCGUGAUAUUGAUUUAAUUGGAAAAGAUAGAUCAGUGACUCCUGUAGAAGAGGUGAUGACACCAAGAAGGGAUCUUGUGAUUGCUCACCAUGGUUGCUCUCUAGAUGAGGCAAAUCACAUUCUACAAGAAAGCAAGAAGGGCAAGCUACCUAUAGUAAAUGAAAAUGAUGAGUUAGUUGCACUGAUUGCAAGAACUGAUCUAAAGAAAAGUCGAGAUUUUCCUCUUGCUUCCAAAGACGAUCUAAAUAGGUUGAGAGUUGGUGCCGCAGUAAGUACACAUGAAGAAGACAAAACUCGGAUAGAAGUAUUGGUAGCGCAAGAUGUGGAUGUGGUGGUUCUGGAUUCUUCUCAGGGAAAUUCUAUUUAUGAGAUGGAGAUGAUUCAUUAUAUCAAAAAAGCGUAUCCUGAAUUACAAGUAAUUGGAGGAAAUGUUGUGACUGCCGCUCAGGCCAAAAAUUUAAUUGACUGUGGUGUGGAUGCACUUCGUGUUGGUAUGGGCAGUGGGUCCAUUUGUAUCACACAGGAGGUGACAGCAGUUGGUCGACCACAAGGGACUGCUGUGUACAAGGUGGCAGAGUAUGCUAGGAGAUUUGGUGUUCCUGUGAUUGCUGAUGGUGGAAUACAAAAUGUUGGUCACAUAGUCAAAGCACUUGCUCUAGGUGGAUCAACAGUUAUGAUGGGUUCUUUGCUGGCUGGAACUAACGAAUCUCCUGGUGAAUUUUUCUUUCAAGAUGGUGUCAGGUUAAAGAAAUAUAGAGGAAUGGGAUCACUGCCAGCGAUGGAGCAAAAAGGCAGCAUGGCUCGUUACUUUAGUGACACAGACAAACUGAAGGUUGCUCAAGGAGUGUCAGGAUCAGUGGUUGAUAAGGGUUCUGUGUAUGGGUUUAUACCCUAUCUCUAUGCUGGUGUUCAGCAUGGCUGUCAAGACAUAGGAGCAAGGAGCUUAACACAACUGAGGCAAAUGAUGUAUGGUGGAGAGCUAAAGUUUGAACGUCGCUCACCCAGUGCACAGGUCGAGGGUGGAGUUCACGGAUUACAUAGUUACGAGAAGCGAUACUACUGACCACCAGCCACAUACAUGCUGAGCUCUGCAAUACUGCCAAUCUAACAAAAUCAUAAAAAGUAGUCUAAAUUUGCGUUUUAAAUUUCCUUGUUUUAAUGACUUGUGUUAUGCUGCUUUUGAUUUGUAGCUAGUGUGCGUGUGUAUUCCACCUAAGUUGAGCAUGGGCUCACUAACUACUGUACUCCCAAUUGUCAUUGUGUUUAACAAAGAUAAAUAUUUCCUG